AUGUCUCGCCCUAUUGAGCCAUUGAAAGAGAUCAAUGAUUCAAAAGAUUUGUGGAAGAUCCUUGUUAGAUGCAAACAUCUAUGGACUGUCACAAGUUCUUCAAACAAAGAACACAUGGAGAUGGUUUUGGUUGAUUCUAAGCGUGAUAUGAUUCAGGCUGUUGUCCCUGCUUAUUUGCUUUCCAAAUUCAAAUCUCAAAUUGAAACAGGAAACUCUUAUAUCAUGCAAAAUUUUAAAGUUGGGAGGAAUGAUUUUGCUUUUAAGUCGACAAAUCAUACAUACAAAUUGGUUUUUUGUGGCUCAACUUCUGUUAAGAAGGCAGAAUUUCCUGACAUCCCUCAUAACUACCUUUACAUUAUUGCUUUGAAUUCCAUAGUUGAAGGAAGGUUUCAAUCAAAUGUUUUGGUUGUUCAGCUAUAUGAGUAUUAUAAGAAUAAUAAGCAAGCAUCAAAUAUUGUCAUUGUUCUAAUUAAUGCAAGGGUUAAAGAGGCUCAAGGAGGAUUUCCAGUUAGUGUUUCCAACACAUGGAAUGGAACGAAACUGUUGAUUAAUGACCUUGCUAUUGAGGAAGUCAAGAGUCUAAAAGAAAGACUUGGUGUUGAUUUGCCUUUGUUAUCAUCUUCAAGUGUACAAGUUGAGACGAUGGAAAACUCAUUUUAUUCAGACUAUGACAAAUUUGUUUGGAAGGCUGAAAUAAUGAGUCUCUCUGAGAUAACAAAUCUGCAACAUGAAACAACCUGUGUUACCGUUGCUACCCUCGAUAAGUUUGAUGCUGCGCAGAUGGGGUGGUACUAUGAUGGAUGUGUGGAAUGUACAAGGAGUGUGACUGCCAAGGAUGGAAAGCUGAAGUGUUUUAAGGAUCAUAUUAGCCCAGAACUUGUGCCACGGUAUAAACUUGAUAUAACAGCUGUUGACGGCAGUUCGAAGGCAAAGUUCGUCUUUUGGGACACAGACUACGUGAAGUUAAUUGGGAAGUCUGCUCUUCAAAUGAAGAUGGAUUUAUCACAGUCUAUUGAUUACGAUCCACUUGAGUUCCCUUACGAACUUGACUCCAUCUUGGCAAAAGAAUUGGCAAUUAGAGCUGUUUAUCAGCCUAAAAAUGGGAGACUUUCUGUCAUUGGCUUCAAGACUGAUGAAGAUGUGCGUAAUAAAGUUAAGGAGAGUUUCAAAUUUGAAGAGGAACCUCUAUCUGCAUCUGCAGAAAAUGAUCUGAGCAUUGAAAAUUCAGGACUCACUCCAUGUAAGAGACUUAUGAAUGAUGCAGUAGAAGAUAAUGAUAGUGUACAACAAUCAUCAACCAAGAUGGCCAAAGAUAUUAAACAGGAGAAAUAG
Vicia villosa (hairy vetch) is the source of this 1332-nucleotide messenger RNA. RefSeq lists its product as uncharacterized. NCBI's taxonomy places the organism in Eukaryota, Viridiplantae, Streptophyta, Magnoliopsida, Fabales, Fabaceae. Bases 1 to 1332 code for a protein of 443 amino acids. The transcript has 9 exons. The record is from RefSeq and is a predicted model, not a curated record.